UAGCCUUCGUCGACGCCCUCAAGCCCCCCGCAUUCGAACAGCACAGGUUGACCCCAACGAUUGUUCAUCGACUUCGGAGAGUUCGUGGCCAUUAAAGCGCGAGUUUCCCUCGUUCUCAGUUCCAACUCUGCCCCGCCGGGUUAAUUGUACUCAGUAAAGAGGGCAGAGGAACGAAGAAGGGGGAGGUCCUCGGUGGGCGAAGAGCAGGGACGGCCCCGGUAUUGAGAAGCAUACGGGAAAGGGAACGGUAAGGAAAGGGAUGUUACCGGUCUUCCUCCUCGCUCUCCUCCCUUUACUUUCGGCGGCAUGUGCUCUUGUGUCGGGGUUCAUAGGCGAUGACCUGUCUGCCGCAAGAGGCUCCUUGGCAUUUUGUCUCCAACCCGAACUCCCUCGACAUGGACGCUCGGAAGCCGUGGUGGGAAAGGACUCAUCCACCGUGGGGCCGAGGAGACAGGAGAAGACCGCCAUAACGAUGCUGACGACGACGCGAACCUUCGGUGCUGGAAGCAUGUGGCCGGCCACCUCCCCAUCCGGCGGAAUUGGAAGCGGCGCUUCACGCAAUGAUGGGGCCAGCCCUGGUCGCCGCCGGCCCCGCGCUCGCACGGGCGGCUCAUCGUCGGCCAACUCCGACUCAGCUCUCCAUGCAAUGGCGAUCCCAGCGCGCUGCGCACUACCGUCUGUCGAUCUGUUACGCCAGGCUUACGGCCCCAGGCGUCAUUUCUGGGGCGAUUUGACUCCGGCGGAAACAAGAAGGUUCUACCACGAACUGCUUCCCGUGAGCGUUUACGUGGACGCAGUAGGUGCGAAGGCCCUGUGUGACGGAAAUGAGAGACCAUUGGGCGGUGGCAUGAGCGGGGGUGGCUUGGCUACGGUGGUCGACGUGGCAAAUAGGCAACAGGGCGGGCACUGGGAAUAUUUUUUCGGAGCCGCGGAGACUCUGGAGGAGCGGGCUCGCCUUGCGUCGAUGGCAAGGCACGCGGCAAGACUUUACGUGCGCGAGCGCUGCAAGCUUCCAUCUCGCGUCGUGGCGCAUUUGUAUGAUGGGCUUCGGCACUUGAAGAGGCAUGGAAGUUUCAGGGUGACGGGGGAAACAUGGCCGGAAUUGUGGGACAAGUACGAGAGGAAAAUCCGUUCCGAGGACCCGUCGCUAGAGGGUGAAGAUCUCAAGACCGCAAUUUGCUUGCGCAUCCUAGAGAAGUCGUGUUCCACGAGCGAGAUGUUCAACAAUCUCUCCGGAUGCAGCGACCUCAACUCCUUCUUGCCAGACACGUUAACAGAGACCGCUCCAACACAGCACCAAGAAGCGUUUGCAGCGGAGAGCGCCGCAGCUUGCGCGGGGGCUCUCCGUUUGAUUCCGCUGAUGCAACCGUUCAGGCGGACGAAGAUGCAGGGCGAAGGGGCCGUGGUGGUACAAAAGCGGGCCAAGCGGCACACGCGCAGGCGAAAAAUCCUCGCGGGACGUCGAAGGCGCAUUCGCAGCAGUAACCGCCCUCGCACCUUGUAGGGUGCUGAAGAAUUGUAGCCUUAUCCGCAUAGAGUCAUCUGGCCGAACCGUCCCGGUGAGGAGGGUUUGAAACGAGCGCCGCGCGGGGCUUUGAGUCUGAUUGACUUGUUCCCCCGUUCGACGGCGGACGGGGCCACGGUUGAAUCAUUGUUUCUAGUUGCUUUCGAAAGGUCCUCUUGUGUAAUUAUUUGUUCUCUGAUUGCUGCUUUGCGCGCCUACACUGCUCACGUUGUGUUGAGACCGCUGCACAGCACGAGAGUCGAUAGGAGUCGCCUGUGAGCUUGGAAUAUGUCAUGUAUAGAGCUUUUUUUUUUGUUUGGCUUGAAACAGAUGGAGGGGGUUUCUAUGCCCCCAUCUUACAAGAAUUUUAUUCCGUGCGAUUUGUUUGGUCCACUCGAAGUUGCUUCGUCGCUCAGUGACUUGGUGGACGGGGGGAUGGAUGCCGUCAUGUUGGGGUGCGCUUACAGCGAGUGUCCACCCGGAAAAAAGUGGUUGAUGAUCAUGAUCCAAGAUAGAUGCUAAAAUUGCCGUUGGUACAGAAUAGCACGAUAUAACAGCGGCUAUGAGGAGUGAAGGUGUGUGGGGGUUAUAGCUGACGUUGAUCGCCUGUGUUGUGUGCCGCUCGCGCGUACAACAGGAGACAUUGAAUAGAUGUUCCUUCUAGGUUAAAGUGAAGGAACGAUUUGGUCCACCGCUACUGUGUAGAUCUGAGAGUAUCCGUUGUUGUGUGGAAGCAGCGCUGUUGCCGUCUUCCACGCUGAAAUAGCUUGGAUGGGUUCGACUGAACUGACUUGGAUUGUGUUUGGUUGCGGCGGAAAACCAACCUACUACGGGGGGCUGAUGUGAUGUCAUCUGCUACAAAUGCGCUGCAGCGGUGCUUCACAUUCUAGGCAAACGGAGUACAGCCAUUUUUCGCCCUUGUUGAAUUGGCCCGAUGUUCUUGGUGGUUGGAUAUGUAUGGUGUUGCCCGAGGCCAUGGCCUGUAGGACAACCAUACGCUCAUAUCCGUCGUAUUAAUAUUCCAUAUUAGUAAUGUUUGCCCCCCUUGUCUUCUGGGCUCUAGUGCGCUCUGAAUCUUGCUUGCUUCAUCCUUUCUCUAGAUCUCGUGUUGACUGUUCGCUUGGCAACAGCGGAGGGCGUUAGAUGUAAACGUAUCACAAUGAACGUAGAAGAUGCCUUCGUACAUGCCAAUCGUGAGUAGGUGCACCGAGCGGUGGCGUGCUGUUGAAAAAAUGCCAGGCCUUAGUACGUGGCUGUCUUGUUUUUUUUGCAAAGGCAUUGAUAGGUGUUUCACUUUCGGCUUUUGAGAAAAGCAGUUGAGUUCAGGUAGUCCCUCUCUCUGUUGUCGCUCGCCCUAAUCGAAUUUUAUGCUGUGCUAUUGCUCUCGUCGAGCUCUCCCGUAACUGAAGCCUGUGCCACAGAAAGGUUUUGAUUCAAGGGAGUCUGUCCUGAGUGUGUAUGUCCCUUUUCUGAACACACCAGCCGGGUUCAGCGGAGGAAGGCGACGCAGGAGCGUUUUCCAAAUAGUCAUAUCGGCAACCAAGAUCUCAACUUACGUGGACAGUGGACUGGGG
Molecule: messenger RNA, 3078 nt
Organism: Ectocarpus sp. CCAP 1310/34
Lineage: Eukaryota; Phaeophyceae; Ectocarpales; Ectocarpaceae
Source: the annotation of a GenBank genome assembly